This is a messenger RNA of Insectozyma verbasci, 4290 nucleotides long. The record is from the annotation of a GenBank genome assembly. NCBI's taxonomy places the organism in Eukaryota, Fungi, Ascomycota, Pichiomycetes, Serinales, Debaryomycetaceae.
AUGGAUAUCGAUGAUCUAAGCUCAUUAGAAUUGAAUAAUGAACAAUACAUACCACAAAAAAGACUACUAUCGUUUUUACUCAAAAAUAAAGAUUAUCCCAUACCCAAAGAUGAUGAAAGAAAAUUAUAUCCUGAAAAGAAUUCGAAUUAUAUAAUGAGGUUGUUCUUUUGGUGGUUAUAUCCCAUUAUGAACGUUGGUUAUACUAGAACUCUACAACCAAAUGAUCUAUGGAAAUUACCAGACUACAUGAAGGUUGAGAGUUAUGAAGAAGUUUUUAAUGUCUAUUUAGAUUUACAAAUGACAAAAGCUAAAUUGAAUCAUAUUAAACGGAAAUGUAAAGAGAGGAAUGAGACUAUCGAAUCAAGUAGUAAAACUCAAGAAGAAGAUUUACAAGAUUUUGUUUUAUCAAUGGUUGAUGUUGGUACGAUUAUAUUUUUAACAUUUAAAAGAUCAAUUAUUAUGAGUUGUAUCAUUGCUUGUUGUUGUAUGAGUGGUUGGGCAGUCACACCGUUAUUAACUAAAGCUUUGGUUAAUUAUGUCGAAAGAAGAAGUUUAGGAAUUGAACCAAAUAUUGGUAAAGGUAUAGGAUAUUCAUUUGGUGUUGCUUUAGUUAUGUUAGCUACUGGUUUAGCAUUUGGUCAUUUUUUUUAUAUUGCCCAAAAAGUUGGUGUGAAAGCAAAGAGCGUUUUAACAAAUGCUAUUUUAAAAAAAUCAUUUAAAUUAGAUGCAAAAGGUAGACAUGAUUUUCCAUCUGGUAAAUUAACAUCAAUGAUUACAACAGAUUUAUCAAGAAUUGAAAUUGCGUUAUUAUUUCAGCCUAUUUUAAUUGUUUUACCUGUUCCAAUUAUUGUUGCUAUUGUUAUUUUAAUUGUUAAUAUUCAUGUUUCUGCCGUUAUUGGUAUUGUUUUAUUUUUCAUAUUUUUAGUGUUUUUAGGUUUUGGAUCAAAGAAAUUGUUUGAUUAUAGAGAUAUUGUUUCGAAAAUAACUGAUAAAAGAGUAAGUUUGAUUAAAGAAAUUUUAAAUAAUUUGAAAAUGAUUAAAUAUUAUUCUUGGGAACAUCCUUAUCAAAAUAGUUUAGUCAAGGUUAGAGGUCAAGAAGUUGAUAUGAUUUUAAAGAUACAGACCUUGAGAAAUGUUAUAUUUUCAUUUGCUAUGACAUUAAGUGGUAUUUCAGCAAUGAUUGCAUUUAUUAUAUUGUAUGCUAUUAGAGGUAGAACUAGUUCACCAGCUAAUAUAUUUUCAUCAGUUUCAUCAUUUGAAAUUUUGGCAAUGUUGGUUUUCUUCAUUCCACAAGCAUUAUCUACAUCUGCUGAUAUGGUUUUAGGCUUUAAAAGAAUUGGUGCUUUAUUAUCAGCAAGUGAAGAACAACCAUAUGAAGGUUAUAAAGUUAAUGAUGAAUCAAUUGAAGGAGAUGCUGUUAAAAUAAAAAAUGCUACUUUCAGUUGGGACGUUUUUGAAGAUGAAUCUGAUGAAGAAGAAGAAAGUCCUGAAGAAAAGGAAAAUAAUAAAAAGUUAUCACGUAAAGAGAAGAAGAAAUUGAAGAAAGAGAAAAAGGAAAGAGAAGAGAAACGAAAAGAACGACAAUUAGAAAGAGAACAACGUGAAAAGCAAAUGAAAGAAUUAGGUGUUUCAGAAAAAGGUAAUUUUGUUGGAUUGAAUAAUAUUGAUUUGACCAUUAAGAAAGGUGAAUUUGUGGUGAUAACAGGUUUAGUUGGUACUGGUAAAUCAUCAUUAUUAAAUGCUAUAUCAGGAUUUAUGAAAUGUGAAUCAGGUGAAAUCGAUAUUAAUGGUUCUUUAUUAUUAUGUGGUGCUCCAUGGAUUCAAAAUAAUACAAUAAGAGAAAAUAUAAUAUUUGGUUUAGAUUUUGAUCAAAAAUUCUACGAUGAAAUUAUAAGAGCUUGUGCUUUACAUAUUGAUUUAGAUAAUCUUCAAGGUUCAGAUUUUACCGAAGUUGGUGAAAAGGGUAUAACAUUAUCUGGUGGUCAAAAGGCAAGAAUUAAUUUAGCUAGAGCUAUUUAUGCUAAUAAAGAUAUAAUAUUGAUGGAUGAUGUUUUGAGUGCUGUUGAUGCUAGGGUUGGUAAACAUAUUUUGAAUCAUUGUUUCUUAGGUUUAUUAAAAGAUAAAACUAGAAUAUUAGCUACUCAUCAAUUAGCUUUAAUUGGUCAAGCAGAUAGAAUAAUAUUUUUAAAUGGUGAUGGAUCUAUUGAUUCUGGUAAUAUGAAUGAUUUAUUAUUAAGAAAUGAAAAUUUUAAAAAGUUAAUGCAAUUUAGUAAAUUAGAAGAAACUGAAGAGGAACACGAUAUGGAAGUUGAAGAAAUCAUAGAUGAAAAAGCUUUAACAACUGAUUAUUCAAAUGAAAAGGUGAUAACAACUCAAUUUGACGAAGAAGAAAUUGACUAUAAUGUGAACAAAGAUGCAUCAAAAGGUAAAUUAAUCAAGGAAGAAGAAAGAGCAGUAAAUCGUAUUAAAAAUGAAGUUUACAAGAAUUAUGUUAAAUAUGGUGCUGGUAAAAUUACUCCAUGGGGGUUUGUUCCAAUUUUUUCAUUAUUAUUAGCUAUUGCAACAUUCUGUGAUAUUUUUACAAAUACAUGGUUAUCAUUUUGGAUUGGCCAUAAAUUCGAAGGAAGAAGUGAUGGCUUUUAUAUUGGUCUUUAUGUGAUGUUUAAUUGUUUAUGGGUGAUCUUUUUAACAAUCACCUUUGUUUACUUAAUCACAAUGACUACUAUCUCAUCAAAGAAUUUGAAUCUCAUGGCUAUGAAUAGAAUUUUAUAUGCACCAAUGUCAUUUAUGGAUACAACACCAAUGGGUAGAAUUAUUAAUAGAUUUACAAAAGAUACAGAUGCGUUAGAUAAUGAAAUCUCAGAAAAUAUGAGAUUUAUGUUUCAAGCUAUUGCUAAAAUGAUUGGUGUUUUUAUAUUAUUCAUCAUUUAUAUUCCUUGGGUUGCUAUAGCUAUACCAUUUGUUUUAUUUAUCUUUUUCUUAGUUGCAAAUUAUUAUCAAGCAUCAAAUAGAGAAGUUAAAAGAUUAGAAGCUAUAUUAAGAUCUCAUGUUUAUAAUAACGUUAAUGAAAUGUUGAAUGGUAUGAAUACAAUAAAAGCUUAUAAAAACGUUGAUCGUUUUGCUACAAUUAGUAAUAAAUUAUUAGAUCAAGCAAAUGAAGCAACAUUUGUUGUUUAUGCUAAUCAAAGAUGGAUUGGUAUUCAAUUAGAUAUAUUAGCUGAAUGUGUUGUUUUAUUGGUUGCUUUAUUAUGUUCAAUGAAAGUCUUUUCAAUUAGUCCAGCUUCAGUUGGUUUAUUAUUAACUUAUUCAUUGCAAAUGGCUGGUGAGUUAACAAAUUUAAUUAGAACAUUUACUGCUGUUGAAAAUGAUAUGAAUUCAGCUGAAAGAGUUAGUCAUUAUGCAUUAAGAUUAGAUCAAGAAGCUCCAUAUUUAGUUGAUUCAACUAAACCAAAAGAUUCUUGGCCAUCACAAGGUGUAAUCAAAUUUGAUAAUGUUAAAAUGAGUUAUAGACCUGAAUUACCAUUGGUUUUAAAAGGUUUAUCCUUUGAUGUUGCCUCAAACGAGAAAAUUGGUAUUUGUGGUAGAACAGGUGCGGGUAAAUCUUCAAUUAUGACUGCUCUAUAUAGAAUAGCUGAAUUAACAAGUGGUAAAAUAGUCAUUGAUGAUGUUGACAUUUCAGAGAUUGGUUUAAAAGAUUUAAGAUCAAAAUUGUCAAUAAUUCCACAAGAUCCAGUAUUGUUUAAUGGUACUAUACGAAGUAAUUUAGAUCCAUUUAAUGAACAUUCAGAUGAAGAAUUAUGGGGUUCAUUAAGAAGAUCAGGUAUAUUAACAAAGGAUGAAGUUGAAAAAGCUAAACAUAUGACUAAAAAAGAUUCAAAGAAUGUUGAUAAUGAAAAAGAUCAAGAACAAUUGAAUAAAUUUCAUUUAGAUCAAACUGUUGAAAACGAAGGGGAGAAUUUUUCAUUAGGUGAACGUCAAUUGAUCUCAUUUGCUCGUGCAUUAGUUCGUGAAUCAAAAAUUUUAAUAUUGGAUGAAGCAACAAGUUCAGUUGAUUAUGAAACAGAUUCAAAAAUUCAAACUACAAUUGCAAAAGAAUUUUCAAACUGUACAAUCUUAUGUAUAGCUCAUAGAUUGAAGACUAUUAUAAAUUAUGAUAAGAUUUUAUUAUUAGAUAAAGGUGAGGUUAAGGAAUUUGAUAAACCAUGGAAUUUAUUUAAAAAUAAAGAUUCUGUAUUUAGGGAAAUGUGUGAUAAAUCAAAUAUUGUAGCUGAAGAUUUUGGUCAACCAUAA